UAAAAUCAUUUCCUCUCUCAAAGGUCAGAAAAUUAGUAACAGCGAAGCUUGAAAAAUGGAACAAAAUCUUCCAGUGAUUACCGAAAGAGUGUGGAGCAUUGUAAGGGCAGUUCUUUUCAUGAUGAGAAAAGGAUAUCUGUCAAAGAAAAAAUUCAUGCUUGAUCUCAACAUGGUUCUCAAACGUGGCAAAAUCGCCAUUGGCAACCUCAUGUUUCACCACCGCCGCCAAGUCUCCUCCUCCUCCUUCACGGCGGUAUCUAAGGAGGAGGCAAUCCAGGAGUACGAGUUCAGCUGCAGCAACACCCCCAAGCACAUCUUCCCUUUCAACCUCAAGAAGAAGAAGAACAACAGCGUUAACAAUUACUACCACCAGUUCUUCGCCUGCGUCCACGCGCCUCCAACUCACGAAGACGACAACUUGGCCACCAUGAACGCCGUUAAGGCUGUCUUGGAUAUGCUCAACAACAACGACAGCUACAACAACACGGCUUCACCUAUGUUACCGGGGUUCGGACAGACUCCAUUGGCCAGACAACUGAGGAUAACGGACUCUCCGUUUCCGUUAAGGGAUGGCGAUGAAGACAACAGCUACGUAGACAAAGCUGCCGAGGAUUUCAUAAACAGGUUUUACAAGGAUUUGAAGCAGCAAAAUAAGGGACCGUCCGAGUUAUAGAUUGAUGAUUUAUUUUUCUUGUUAGUUUGAUACUAUGUAAAGAGCUGUUUAUGCUCAUCAUGAAAAUUUUGUUGUAACAUCAAUGAGAAUUGAGAAGUACUGUACCUAUAUG
This is a messenger RNA of Hibiscus syriacus, 785 nucleotides long. RefSeq lists its product as uncharacterized. The coding region runs from base 56 to 673 and encodes 205 amino acids. The record is from RefSeq and is a predicted model, not a curated record. NCBI's taxonomy places the organism in Eukaryota, Viridiplantae, Streptophyta, Magnoliopsida, Malvales, Malvaceae. The transcript has 2 exons.